Molecule: messenger RNA, 1806 nt
Organism: Hibiscus syriacus
Lineage: Eukaryota; Viridiplantae; Streptophyta; Magnoliopsida; Malvales; Malvaceae
Product: U-box domain-containing protein 9-like
Exons: 2
Coding region: 292-1662 (456 amino acids)
Biological process (GO): protein ubiquitination
Cellular component (GO): cytoplasm; nucleus
Molecular function (GO): ubiquitin-protein transferase activity
Source: RefSeq, a predicted model, not a curated record
GAAAGCGUAUUAAACAAAGAAAGGCCAUUAAGAAAAUUCAAUUCAAUCCAACUCCCAAUCUCUUUUUCUUUUCUCUCUUCCCAAACAGAAUCCCACUUUUCUUUCUUUACUGGGUGUUGAAAUUGUGGUUCCUUUUUCCCUUCUGUGAAAGCAAGAGCCCUUCUUUUCAAUGGUGAAAACAGAAGAAAAAAACAGAGCAAACUGAAGAGAGCAUAUAGGUAAUCCAUUGAAUCAGCUCCGUUUUUCGAUAUUUCCUCUUCCAUUUUCUUUUCCAAAGAAAACCCAAUAAGAAUGGCUGAAAAAAAGGAGUCGGCGGCAGCGAUAGGAGGAGGGAAAGAAGCAGAGCUAAAGAAAGAACUGGAAAGCGUAAUGAAGAUGAUACUCGAAGAAGUUGAUUAUGGAAUCGAGAAAAUAAUUGAAGCCAUAAGAAUCUUGACUCGUUUGACUGAAUCGAAGCUGAAGAAACCCGCUGGCCUUGGAUUGGAAUUGGAUGACACGGUUCUCACCGAUGCAUUCACGUGUCCUCUUUCGGGUCAAAUCAUGGCCGAUCCUGUUGUUUUGGCUUCGGGGCAGACUUACGAUAGGCCAUACAUCGAGAGCUGGGUGAAUCAGGGCAACUUGACAUGCCCUCGGUCCAAGCAAGUGCUCUCCUACUCUAUCCUGACCCCUAAUUGUUUGGUUCGAGAAUUGAUUACACGCUGGUGCGGAGUAAGGGGCGUUCCAGUACCGGAAUCCCAUCAGGAUAUCAAUGGAGACGAGAUUGAAGAGACGGACCUUAAUUACUUAUACUCACUGCUUGGAAAGAUGUCUUCUUCUUCCCGUUCUGAUCAAAAGGAAGCCGCGAAAGAGCUUAUGAGACUAACAAAGGCAAACCCGUCGAAUAGGACGGUUUUUUGUCAGAUACCUAAUGCCUUCUCUACAUUGCUUAGACCUCUGUCGGAAAGCAAAGUCGAGUUGCAUCCCGAUCUCCAGGAAGAUUUGAUCAAAACAGUUUUGAACCUUUCUACUGAUGACAACAAUAAGGAAGAUAUGGGUGAAAACCCUAUUGUGAUUCCUCUUCUUAUUGAAUCCAUGAAGUAUGGUACCACUGAAACAAUAAUAACUGCUACGGCUGUUCUCUCCACAUUAUCACAGCUCGAUUCGAACAAGUUGAUUAUUGGAAAGUCAAGGGCUCACGUAACUCUACUCGAACUCCUACACAGAGGGCAUCCAUUGGCGAUGAGGGAAGCGGCCUCGACUAUAUUCAAUCUAUGUAAGGUGUAUGAAAAUAAAACACGGUUUAUUGAAAUAGGUGCGGUGCAAGUGAUCCUGCAUAUUAUCAACGGUCCCAUGCUCGUCGAUGAGCUUCUUGGCAUUCUCGCACUGCUAUCUACACAUCCCAAUGCCAUUGGUCAGCUCAGAGAAGCCCAUACAGUACACUACUUGUUUCAGAUAAUGAGAGGUAGCUACUCCAAACGCACCAAGGAGAAGUGCGUUGUCAUCCUGUUCAGCGUGUGCUCGAAAAAUGAGGCUUCUCUGAGGGAGCUCUGGACCGAAGAAACAACCAAUAGGACUUUAGCUGAACUUGCAGAUACAGGGACUGAAAGGGCUAAAAGGAAGGCCACUGACCUCAUUCUUGAAAUGCGCAGGUCUCUCCCAGUUUUACGAAUAACUAGUACAUAAACUCCAAAGGAAACCAUUUUUUCACAUCUCUGUUUCCCUGAAAUUGUAUACACAGAUUAAAGUUCAUCUACGUGUGACUAAGGGCAAGUUUUGGUCCAAAAACAUUGAAAAUUUAAGCAUCAAUGAAAGCUGUACAUUUUAGCA